AUGUCGAGCCUUCACAAUAGGUUCAAUGACAAUGUGCAAGGUGAGACUCUGGAAUUACAAGAAGGUCGCGAGAUGGUACGUCAGCUGAGUCCAUUAACGAGUGUGAAAGACCCCAAGAACGAGACGGUUUACGUUGUGGAUGAGGCCCAGUCCGAUAUCACCGAGGACGAUGAGGAGACGUGGGAAGGGGACGUCGAGAAACUAAGCAACUCGCCGUACCCAGAAGUCCGCGCAACAGUUCCAGUGGAAGACGACCCCACCAUUGUGCUCAACCACUGGAGAACCUGGUUCCUCACUACCGUGUUCGUGGUGGUCUUUGCGGGCGUCAACCAGUUUUUCUCUCUGCGGUACCCAUCUCUGUCCAUCAACUUCCUGGUCGCACAGGUUGUGUGUUAUCCCGUUGGUAAGAUCUUGGCCCUUUUGCCUCAUUGGGAUUGUCCCCGCGCACCAUUUUUCAACUUGAACCCUGGCCCCUUCACUAAGAAAGAGCAUGCAGUGGUUACCAUCGCAGUGGCGCUGACCUCUAGUACGGCCUACGCCAUGAAUAUCCUGAUCGCUCAAACCAACUUCUACAACAUGCAGCUGAACGCGGGAUACCAAAUCAUGCUUGUUUGGACUACUCAAAUGCUGGGCUAUGGGGCAGCCGGUUUGUCACGUCGCUGGAUUAUCUCUCCAGCAUCUUGCGUCUGGCCCCAAACUCUCAUCUCAGUCUCGCUCUUUGAUUCUUUGCACAAUACCGCGAUUGACAAAGCUCUCGUUAAUGGCUGGAACAUGUCUCGUUACAAGUUUUUCAUGAUAGUUUUCAUCGGAAGUUUUGUGUGGUUUUGGGUUCCAGGCUUUCUGUUCCAAAGUUUAUCUUACUUCAAUGUGGUUCUUUGGGGUCCAAAGACAAGACACAAUUUCGUUGCUAAUGCGAUCUUCGGUGUCGAAAGCGGUAUCGGAGCCCUCCCUAUUACCUUUGACUAUACCCAAGUUUCUCAAGCCAUGGCGGGGUCAGUAUUUGCGACCCCAUACUGGGUGUCUGCAAACACUUGUGCCUCUGUCGUUAUUUUUUUCGUCAUCAUCUUGCCAGCAUUGUAUUUCACCAACACUUGGUAUGCUAAGUACAUGCCAUUGAUCUCGGGCUCAACGUAUGACAACACACAGCAACACUACAACGUUACCAAAAUUUUGAACCCUGAUUUUUCAAUCAACCUCGACAAAUACAAGGCCUAUUCUCCUUUAUAUGUGCCUUUCUCUUACUUGCUGAGUUACGCCCUCAAUUUUGCUGCUAUUGUUGCUGUUUUUGUUCACUGUGGUCUUUACCAUGGCAAAGACAUGUGGGCGAAGCUGAGAAACAAGAACCACGGUGGACACGAUAUUCAUAUGCGAACCUACAUGAAAAAUUACAAAGAAUGUCCAGAUUGGUGGUAUAUUGUUUUACAAGUUAUCAUGCUGGGCUUAGGUUUUGCAACGGUAUGCGGAUUCGACUCUGGACUGCCCGCCUGGGCAUUCGUCGUUGCUUUGCUAAUUUCCUUUGUCAACUUUGUGCCCCAAGGGUUAUUAGAAGCUGUCACAAAUCAGCAUGUCGGAUUAAACAUUAUCACAGAGCUCAUUUGCGGUUACAUGCUACCGCUCCAACCAAGAGCCAAUGUUUUAUUCAAGCUGUACGGAUUCAUUGUUCAGAGACACGGAUUGGAUAUGAGCAGAGAUCUCAAAUUGGCUCUUUACAUGAAAAUCUCCCCGCGACUAAUUUUUGCUAUUCAAGUCUACGCUUCUCUGAUUUCAGGUCUAGUAAAUGUUGGUAUUCAAGAAUGGAUGCGAUCCAACAUCACAGACAUCUGUUCGUCGGAUCAAUCCAGUGGCUUCACAUGCAAUGAUGGUCGGACCAUUUUCAACGCUUCAAUCAUCUGGUCCAUGCCAAAAUACUUGUUUUCACCUGGUCGCAUUUAUAACCCAUUGCUAUGGUUCUUUUUGAUCGGUCUGAUUCUGCCGCUUCUUGUUUUUGGAUUGCAAAAGAUGUACAAGAAAAACCAAUUUCUGAAAUAUAUUCACACUCCAGUGUUUUUUACGGGGCCUGGCAACAUCCCUCCCAGCACACCCUACAACUACACCCUUUUCUGGGCUAUGUCCUUUGCUUUGAAUAGUAUUAGAAAGAGGUGGCCCAGGUGGUUCAGCAAGUACAACUUCGUGAUGGGUGCUGGCGUGGAAACAGGAGUGGCCGUGGCCGUAGUCAUCAUCUUUCUUUGCGUUCAAUACCCUGGUGGUAAGCUAGAUUGGUGGGGGAACAGUGUGCACAAGAAUACUUAUGAUCAUAACUACAAAAAGUUCUACACCCUACAAGAAGGUGAAACUUUUGGCUACGAUAAGUGGUGGUGA
Lachancea dasiensis is the source of this 2358-nucleotide messenger RNA. The record is from the annotation of a GenBank genome assembly. Lineage: Eukaryota; Fungi; Ascomycota; Saccharomycetes; Saccharomycetales; Saccharomycetaceae.